GGUUUACUGCAUCCAACAAUGGUAUGUCGAUUUGCAGCCCGUAAAUGAAAUGCUGUAACAUGAACUUUACUUACUGUAUCAUCCCUGUUUUAUGCUUCACUUUCUAACUUCUUACUUGAACAAUGUGCUCACCAUUGUUUCUCAGAUAUUGAUGAGUGCCAGAUGCCAGCCAGUAUGGUUAGCUGCCUUUUUGGAUGUAUAAAUACUGUGGGAAGUUUUAAGUGUCACUGUCCAGAAGGAUACCAGCUGGGUGCCAGUGGAAGACAUUGUACAGAUAUCGAUGAAUGUGCAGAGAACAAUGGGAAAGGAUUAUGUGCCAUGGACUGUGAGAACACUCCUGGCUCUUACCGCUGCUUUUGCUUUUAUGGGCACAGGCUGGCAGAAGAUGGGCGAUCCUGUAUUGCGGAGUGCCCACCUGGUUACAGAAUGCAAAUAAACAGCACAGGCUUGAGACAGCCCCCCAGGCAGCAUUGUGUUGAUAUAAACGAAUGCCUGGAUUUUCCCACAGAGCAACCAAGGUGUGAAUGGAGAUGCUUAAACUUGCCAGGAUCUUAUCAUUGCAUUUGCCCUCGAGGAUACACUCUUGGUCCAGAGGGAUAUCAUUGCCAUGAUAUCAAUGAAUGUAUCUAUCAAAAUGGUGGCUGCACCCAUAUUUGUUCCAACAACAAUGGAGGCUACAGAUGUUCUUGUCCAGCGGGGUUCCGUCUGAGCCCUUAUAGCAGAAAAAAAUGUCAAACUAUACAAACAUAAAAUAUUGCCAGAUAAGAAAGGAGGAAGGGACACUCUCAGAACAGAUCCUUGCUGCAUCUCCGAUCACAAGUCCACAGCGCAUCCUCAAAAUUUGCUCAUAAAUGUGUUUGUAUACAGUAUUGUGGACUGGUAGUUUCAGUGUUCAGUGAUGCAUCUUGAUGCCAUGAAAAGAAGGAAGAAACCGUGGACUGUGUGUGAAGUUGUUUGUGGCUCAUCCCAUUUUAAAAAAUGGAAAAAAUCAAAUUCCACAGUGUGUAUGACUCAGUCAGUGAUGGCGCAGCUUUGAAUAGUAUGUGUGCUUCGGCCGGAAUCAUCUUAUAAAUCAAAAUGCAGUUCAACAGAAUUUGUUGCUGCAAGUGCAAUUGUUUAUUCUAUUGAUCUGAAAAGUUUAUUUUGCAUUUUAAUUGGAAAAUAUAUGAUUAUUAAGGCCCCGAAAAUUACUUUUCAUCACACUUGCAGAUGCAUUAAAAUAUUAUGGUAGACUGGUCAUUGUAUAAAAAAUGUUUGAAGAAAUUAAAUGAUGACUAUCAUGUAGAAAUGAAAAGAG
Molecule: messenger RNA, 1297 nt
Organism: Erpetoichthys calabaricus (reedfish)
Lineage: Eukaryota; Metazoa; Chordata; Cladistia; Polypteriformes; Polypteridae
Product: multiple epidermal growth factor-like domains protein 6
Exons: 4
Coding region: 163-750 (195 amino acids)
Molecular function (GO): calcium ion binding
Source: RefSeq, a predicted model, not a curated record